Molecule: messenger RNA, 1236 nt
Organism: Rotaria socialis
Lineage: Eukaryota; Metazoa; Rotifera; Eurotatoria; Philodinida; Philodinidae
Source: the annotation of a GenBank genome assembly
AUGUCAUCCAGUGAAUAUAUUCGAAAGAAAAAUCGAUUGAAAAAGCAAUGGUCCUAUAUAGAUGCUGCGCUUAAAAUUGUUCAAUUAACUCAACAAACUGAAAAACGAAAAUAUCUUCGUGAAGCAAUUAUAAAAUCAGAUUAUCAAACAUUUGAUAAAUUAUUAAACGAUGAUCCAAUAUUAGUUGAUUGCCCGGCGCCAGUUGGUUACAAUCAUUUUAAUAUAUAUCAAAUUAUAGUCGAACGAUCCACCGAUACAUUUAUUGACAAUGUAUUUAAGAAAUAUUUUACUAUGAUUGAUAAUUCAACUGAAGGUGGGAAAUUUCUUGUGCCAAUCGCAUGCGAACGAGGUGAUUGCAAAAUUCUUCAGUUAAUUUUAAAACAUUUUCCGUGUGCACCACUUGAUGGUAUUAGUAAUUCGAAUCAAUCACAUAAUUAUUUACUCCAUGAUGAACCACGUCAUUUAAUUCAACGUGAAUUAGAAGCCUACGAAAAUGAAAUACCUUUAGCAUGUAUUAUUCGAAAUGAUCGGUCUGAUCUUCUAUCAAUUCUAUUUCAAUUUAAAUCUUUUUCAUUUGAUUGUUUAACUCAACAACAAAAACAGCAAAUUUUCUAUCUUUGUUUAUUAGCUGAACAUCGGCAAGUAACUAUUGAUAAAUAUAAUAUAAAAUGGUAUAAAAAUCAAUCAUUGCGUCCAUGUGGUUCUCUUGAAUGUUUUCGUUUACUUAUUGAAUAUGCUGGAUUUAAUCCAUUUCAUGAUGAAAAAUCAUUUAUAUCUCCAUUUACACUCAUUGUUGAACCUAUCUAUCUCUAUCUAAUACAAUUACACAAUAAAUUAUUAAUUGAUUUACAAAUUAAAUUUCAUACACGUUUACUACGAGCUUUAUAUGAUUUAAUAAAUAAACAAAUGCAAUUAUUUAGUUAUCUUAUAAGCCAUUGCUGUUUGAAACCAUCGGAAAGUGAUAUUAUACGUUUAAAUGAAUGUAAUCAUUAUAUUGAUGAAAUAUUUCAUCAGAGUAAUGAAUAUUUAUUAGUAAAACGAACAAUGUCAACUAUAAAUAAUAUCUUAUCGAGAAUUGAUAGGAAAAAUAGUGAUAAAUGUUUAUCAUUAAAACAAAUAUGUCGAUUUGCUAUUCGCAAUUACGUACAAAAUAAACAAUGUGUACUUGUACAAGUUGAAAGAGCCUUUGUUAAUUUAAGCUCUAGCCAUAAAAAAUAUUUGAAAUGUGUCAGUUGA